AUGUCUGACUGGAUCCUCUAUAUCCAAUCAAACUUCUCCUCAGUUCCUUAGGAGGGCAGAGCAGCAGCAGCAGUGCCUCCAACUUCUCCUACACCUGGUCACUACCAUGUCCUCUACCAACGGUGUGGAGAAACCCAGGUGGGCUGGCAUAGGGAAACAUACUGCCUGGUUGGUGGCUACCUGGUCUAUGGGGAUGCUCCUGUGGCCAUCCCAGCAAAGGCUGAAGCAGAGAAGCCAGCCCCCAGAUGGGUUCCCAAGAGACGUCAAGCUCUGGCUGAGUCAGGGAGCCCAGGUUGCUUUAGCCCCAAAUUUUAGUGCUUGUAGCAUGAUGGCAGCAGGCUGACCCUGCAGAAGCUUGCUGGCUGA
Molecule: messenger RNA, 366 nt
Organism: Galeopterus variegatus (Sunda flying lemur)
Lineage: Eukaryota; Metazoa; Chordata; Mammalia; Dermoptera; Cynocephalidae
Gene: DPEP2NB
Source: RefSeq, a predicted model, not a curated record